GGUGAUACGGACUGCAUGUAGUGUGUGUUUUCUAGCUAGACCGUUGUGUAAUAGAUGUCCGUGCAGUAAUAGAAGACUUUACUGAUCUCGUGAGUUUUUCUGUUGUGUGUGGUGUUGAUUCACCGUUAAAAAUUCGUAAUAAUAAAAAUACAUUUUGGUGUAGCAUGUUCUGACAUUAUCAUCUAAAUACAGCCGACAAGUCAUAAAUAUGGAUAUUGCAACAGGGCAACUGUAUGUUGAUAACUUGAAUGUCAAUGACCAACAUCAAUUGUUAUUCAACAUUCGGCAAGUUAAAAAUCUAGUGAUUGGCAGCAACAAGCAGAAAACCAUGAUAAUGCUUUGUGGUGCUGUUCCAAGGCUUCUACAAGUAUUAGACAAUGAUUCCAUGUCUGCCGAGAUCCUUGUUGAGUGUGCGGUGGUCCUUGGUAGCUUAGCGCGGGGAGGAGAGGCCAACAGACGAGCACUGGUAGAAGAUGGUGCUUUGACUGUGGCCUUAAGAGGAUUGGCACAUUCAGAUCUGAAGCUUGUGGAGGCAUGUCUUAGAUUCCUGCGUCUCAUCUUCACGAGUCCUGUUGCACCGAUCAAUGCUUUGUAUGAGGACUCAACUAUCAUACCCCAUUUGGUACAGCUUCUUUCGAGAUCCUUAUCAACACAAGAAAAUGUUGCAAGUAUCCUAGCCCACUGCUGUAAGACAUAUGAUCAUCAACUGAUUUUACUGCAACAUGGAUCUGUUCGUGCACUGUCUCCCCUUUUAUUAAGCAACGUACCAAAGGUUCAAUUACCAGCUCUUUGUUGUUUUGCUGCCAUGUGUUAUGAAAACCAACAAGUUUCAUCAGCAGUGGCAUCAGCUUCAUAUAAUGGGGAACCUCUAUACCAUCAUUUCAGCUGUCUUCUCGCAAGGAAUAAGCCAGUGAAAAUGCAGCUUGCUGCUGCUAAGUGUUUGAGUUAUAUUCGUCGAGUUGGAGCUCUCAGACCUGACACAGACAUCAUACCAAUGAGGGCUCUGCCCACUUUGGUUCGGAUGUGCAAGAAAGACAUGUCAAUCGAGGAGCGUGUUGAUGGUGCAGAGACACUAGCCUAUCUGAUUGAGGAAGAUCUCGACCUGCAGUGGACGGCCAGUUUCACCGAUCAUCUUAUCACAACUUUAGCAACAUACUUGAAGAUCACAGAGGAUCAGUGCACAAAAAGUAAUAUUGAUGUCACAGAGGUUUCUAAUUUGAAGCAAGCUGCAUUCAGAGUGUUCGCAUCACUUGGUGCAAACGAUGAAGACAUCAGAAAAAAAAUUAUUGAGACAGAGAAUUUAAUGUCACAAAUUGAACUCUGUUUGGCUGACCAUAACACCAAAGUACAAUUGGCUGCAGUCAGGUGUUUGCAUAGUUUAUCACGGUCUGUGCAGCAGCUCAGGACAAGUUUUAAAGAUCAUGAAGUAUGGAAACCGCUAAUGGAGUUGCUCAGCUCAUCUGGUAAUGCUGAUUUGCUGGUGGUUGCAUCCUCCACUCUGUGCAAUCUGCUUCUGGAAUUUUCACCAAGCAAAGAGAAAAUUGUAGAAGCUGGCGCUGUUGACCUGCUGUGCAGACUGACAGAAGAACUGAAUCCAGCCCUGAGACUGAAUGGUGUGUGGGGGCUAAUGAAUAUGGCAUUCCAAUCCAGGCAAGAAAUUAAGAAUCAGAUUCUAUUGAAGCUUGGCAAUGCCCAACUGUUUAAGCUUCUGUCAGAUUCAAAUGUUGAUAUCAUCAUGAAAACACUUGGCUUGCUCAGGAAUUUACUAUCCACAAAACCAGAUAUUGAUGUAAUUAUGGAAGUGCAUGGGCAGGACAUAAUAGCAGCGGUAACUGUGAUCCUGGAAGAAGACCAUCCGCCUGGAGUGAAAGAGCAGACAUUGUGUAUCCUAGCAAAUAUUGCUGAUGGUGUAACAGCCAAAAAUUUCAUCAUGUCCAAUGAAGACAUUUUAAAGAAAAUCACUAAUUAUAUGUUGCAUGGGAAUGUGAAACUGCAAAUUGCAGCCACAUUCUGCAUUUCAAAUCUUGUUUGGAAAGAUGAAGAAGGAGCAAAAGAAAGACAAAUAAAACUGAAAGACCUGGGAGUACAAAAACUACUGAUACAGUUGCGCAACUCUUGCGACCAGACUUUGCUUGAGAAGUAA
Messenger RNA from Anneissia japonica, 2143 nucleotides. Its product is annotated as armadillo repeat-containing protein 8-like. Gene Ontology annotation, cellular component: GID complex. Gene Ontology annotation, biological process: proteasome-mediated ubiquitin-dependent protein catabolic process. The transcript has 20 exons. The coding region runs from base 209 to 2143 and encodes 644 amino acids. The record is from RefSeq and is a predicted model, not a curated record. Gene Ontology annotation, molecular function: protein binding. NCBI's taxonomy places the organism in Eukaryota, Metazoa, Echinodermata, Crinoidea, Comatulida, Comatulidae.